UGUAUUUAUUAAACAUUACAUGUAUUUAUAUUCCAGAGCUUCUUUUAUGUCGAAAAGUCUAACAGUUGACAACAGCACAAUCAAGUUUCAAAUAUGGGAUACAGCUGGACAGGAGAGAUAUCGGUCGCUAUUACCAAUGUAUUACAGAAAUGCAGCAGCAGCCAUUGUUGUGUAUGAUAUAACAAAUGAAGGAUCAUUCACAGUGUUACAGGAUUGGAUAGCAGAACUACACAGACUAGGUCCAUCUAAUAUUGUAUUAGCAAUUGCUGGAAAUAAAUGUGACCUUGAAGAUAAAAGAGAAAUUCCAGCUGAACAAGGUCAGACUUAUGCAUCAGAAGUUAAUGCCAUAUUUGGAGAGACUAGUGCCCUCACUGCUAGGAAUGUUGAGGAAAUGUUCAUUGAAAUAACUCGUAAGUUACCACCAGAUUGUUUAACUAGUUUACCAGCUGGUGCCUCUCUCUUAAGACAGACUGAUACACCACGUGCUAAGGGAGGAUGCUGUGGAGGAGGGGGAGGGGACAAAGGACCAUCAUAAUAGUUCAGUUAUAAUAAGAUAAUAAAUUAAUGAUUAUUAUUAUUAUUAUUAUUAUUAUUUUAAUAACAACUGACACAUGUACUGCUUGCCCAAUAAGCUGGUUGUACUAUUCUCUUCUAUUUUAUUUUAAUUGUCUUUAAUUGCAAUAAUAAUUUAUUAUUAAAAUGGGUGAACGC
Messenger RNA from Amphimedon queenslandica, 711 nucleotides. RefSeq names its product ras-related protein Rab-22A-like. The coding region runs from base 20 to 535 and encodes 171 amino acids. The record is from RefSeq and is a predicted model, not a curated record. Gene Ontology annotation, molecular function: GTPase activity; GTP binding. Lineage: Eukaryota; Metazoa; Porifera; Demospongiae; Haplosclerida; Niphatidae. The transcript is spliced from 5 exons.